AUGCAUUUCGAAGAUGUCAAAGCCAUGGAGAGGCAUUUUUAUACGAGCCAUCAAGAGCUUUUUUCAAAUCCAGCACUCGCGUCUCCUCAACAACAAAGCAGCAGUACUCGUCAAAAGGGAGCACGCAAUUUCGAUGUGACAAACGCGCUUUACCUAUUACAGCGUUCGAUAUUGCAACAAAAAUGGAAACUAUCACUUGAAGACCAUCAUAUUUCUUCGUGUUGGAAAUACGUUGUAAGGAUCCGGACUAUUGCCAUUGUUGCAUUUGUUUACGAGAAAGUUCUACGGCAGACCACUUUGUACUCAAUAUUGUAG
This is a messenger RNA of Mycotypha africana, 315 nucleotides long. RefSeq lists its product as uncharacterized. The transcript is spliced from 3 exons. Lineage: Eukaryota; Fungi; Mucoromycota; Mucoromycetes; Mucorales; Mycotyphaceae. The record is from RefSeq and is a predicted model, not a curated record. Bases 1 to 315 code for a protein of 104 amino acids.